UUGAAGCAAGAAGGAAAUCAAAUCAAAUCAUGAGUUAUUACAAUCAGAAUCAACCCCCUCCCCCCGUCGGCGUUCCUCCUCCCCAAGGGUAUCCUCCCCCGGAUUAUCAUCCCAAGGACGGAUAUCCUCCGGCGGGUUACCCCUCACAGGGCUACCCGCCACAGGGCUACCCGCCGCCGCAAGGCUACCCGCAGGGCUACCCGCCGUAUCCCCCGCCGUACGGUCCUCCUCCACCUCCGCCGCCGCAGCAACAGCAGUCGGGUCGCAGUGGUUGCAUGGAAGGAUGUUUGGCUGCUUUAUGCUGCUGCUGUCUAUUGGAUGCAUGCUUUUGAUGAUACGAGAUAUAUAUGAAAGACGGAAGGAAGAAGAUACACGGGAAAGAGGGAGAGCUAUAGAGACAGAGAGGAUCCAAUUUUAUUGUUUGAUGAUCGAAACGACAACAACUUUAUCGACUUCACAAAUUGUUUUCUUAAAUUAUUCUGUCUCGAUUUUGUUUGCAAUUGGUGAUGUUCAAAAAAUUUUAUGCAAGUUUGUUCUUUAAUAUGUGCUAGUGUCGCGCGGUGCAUAGCACAAUCUU
Messenger RNA from Andrographis paniculata, 577 nucleotides. RefSeq names its product cysteine-rich and transmembrane domain-containing protein WIH2-like. Lineage: Eukaryota; Viridiplantae; Streptophyta; Magnoliopsida; Lamiales; Acanthaceae. The coding region runs from base 30 to 332 and encodes 100 amino acids. The record is from RefSeq and is a predicted model, not a curated record. The transcript has 3 exons.